Molecule: messenger RNA, 1500 nt
Organism: Aphis gossypii (cotton aphid)
Lineage: Eukaryota; Metazoa; Arthropoda; Insecta; Hemiptera; Aphididae
Product: zinc finger MYM-type protein 1-like
Exons: 7
Coding region: 1-1500 (499 amino acids)
Source: RefSeq, a predicted model, not a curated record
AUGGCGAAAAAAAUCACUGACUUUUUUACGGUUAGUGAAUCUGAUUCAGUUAAUGUUAAUGUGUAUAUUUUUUGCCUUUGCUUAUUUAUUAAUCGAACCUUAUCUGACAUCGAAAAGCAUGUAGUGUUGACAAACUUAUGGUCACCACCAUUGAGUUAUUCAUUUCCAUUGUUAAAACAACAUGUCAAAAUUAAAAUUAAAUUUCAGUAUCGAUGGUUAGAAAAAUAUUGUUGGCUUUGUUAUUCUGAAAAAUUAGAAGGGGAUUUCUGCAAGUAUUGCAUAGUGUUUGCUAGAACAGGUGGCAUUGGUAGUCAGACCUUAGCCAGUCUUGUAUUGAAUGGCUUUCAAAAUUGGAAGAAUGCUUUAGAAGUAUUUGAAAAGCAUAAUGAACAUGAGUAUCAUAAAGUAGCUAUAUUAAAGGGUGAAAACUUUUUAAAAUUGUUUUCAAAAAGCCAACCAAAUAUUAUUGAGAUUUUGGAUGAUGAAAGAUUAAAACAAAAGAAACAAAAUAGAGCCAAUAUUAUUCCAAUCAUAAAAUGUGUCAUUCUUUGUGGAAGACAGGAACUUGCCCUACGUGGCCAUACAGAUUUUGGUCCAAUUUGUUUUAAAAGUGAAUCUGAACCAUACAUCAACGAGGUUAAUUUCCGUGCCAUUUUAAAAUACAAGGCUGAAGAUAUGGAGCAUUUAAACAAUUUUUUAGAAUCUGAUGGUCGUUAUAAAUACAAAAGUUCAAAGAUUCAAAAUGAAAUAAUUUCUUCCUGUGGUGAUUUAAUACUUAAAAAAAUUGUCAAGGAAGUUGAUAUGGCUGGCUGCUUCUCAGUAUUAGCAGAUGAGACAACAGACAUUUCAGUGAAAGAACAAUUGUCAAUUUGUGUCCGAUAUGUUGCCGGUUCUGGAACAGAUGUGUACUUAUGUGAACGUUUUUUGAUGUACAUUGAAAUUGACAGCUUAACUGGAAAAGAUCUUGCAUUUUCUAUUGUUAAUGGUUUAAAUUCUUUUGGAGUAAACUGUUCUAAUAUGCAUGGUCAAGGUUAUGACGGGGCUUCAAAUAUGGCAGGUCGCUUUAAAGGAACCCAAACCAUUGUGAAAGAAACUUACCCCAAGGCAUUAUAUGUCCACUGUGCGGCACAUUCAUUAAAUUUGGCUGUGUCUGCAGCUUGUGAGAUUCAAGCAAUAAGGAAUUAUUUGGGAGUGAUAGAAAAAAUGUACUGCUUUUUUAACACACCAAAACGUAAAAAUGUUCUGGUGCAUGUCAUUGAUGAAAGUGACAUGGAUACAAAGUCAAAAUCUUUGAAACAUUUAUGUGCCACAAGAUGGGUCGAAAGAUAUACAGCCAUUAACGAUUUUAUAGAGUUAUUUCCUUUUGUAGUUGUUGCACUAGAUAAAAUAUAUGGAUGGAAUGACACAACGGCUACCGAUGCCAGAAUAUUGUUGAAUGCUAUGGACUCAGAAUUCUUGAUUUCUCUUCAAGUUGUUAAAGUAAUCAUAAUUAUUAUAUGA